Poecilia reticulata (guppy) is the source of this 4332-nucleotide messenger RNA. RefSeq names its product synaptotagmin XVIIIb (gene syt18b). The record is from RefSeq and is a predicted model, not a curated record. Lineage: Eukaryota; Metazoa; Chordata; Actinopteri; Cyprinodontiformes; Poeciliidae.
AGUUACUACCCAACUCUAGUCACAAACUUAAUUUUGACGAAUGCCUGAUUCCCAUUCGUCUGGUUGUCAUGGCAGCAGAAAGAGGGAGUAUAAAGGAAGUGUUGGUGAUGCUUUAGUCCUCCUGCGCUCCGCAGGCGGUGCUGCAGGAAGUUGGAGCUGUAGGGUGGGGGACGUGGGUGGGGGAUGGAGGUUUAUAGCUGCCCUGUAGUGACGACUCACUGACAUCUGGAGCAGAACAGAGAGAUGUAGCGGAGGUAUUAUGAGCUGGGAAAUCCCCACCCACCGCAGACGAGUGAUUCUCAUCAAGUCGCUCCACAGAUGAGAGCAGCGCUGUCCUGUGAUGGAGACGGGGAACAUGUGGAGGGUUUUAUGGAAGCAUUUUAGAAAAAUGACUGAAGAGGAGGUGAAAUAACCAGAAUUUAUUUUUCUUCAUUUUAGUUUUCUAUUGUUGUACCUUUGUUGGGUCAAACAAUGGAUUUAACUCAUUCUCUAAAACUGACAGCUUUAAGAGUCAUUUUAAAUACUUAACAAAAUGGGUUUUUUUAAAACAUGAUCUUUGGACUUUUACCUGUGGAUGUUUUUAAAAAGGCUCUGACCUAAACGUUUCGGUGCCAUGCCGUACCAUGAUGAAGAGUACCCAGGUCAGCCCCUGUGGCAGUCUGUGCUGCUUUUCUGCUGCAAGGGCAUGAUCGAAGGGAUCAUGGUGGUCCUCUUCUUCUGGCUCCUGGUGCAAGUCCUCUUCACCAAGCAACUAGAAGUUCAUCUUCAGGUUCUUCUUCUGGUUGGACUGAUCGUGUUUUGUCUGUCUCUGCUUCUGGGAUGUUUUAUGUGCUGGAAAAAAAGUGACAUCUGGACAACAAUCCCUAAAUCAUUUACCUCAACUCAGACUUGUGCUGAAACUUCCACCUCAGCUCAGGAAAUGCAUCUCCAAAGAGAAGCUUCUGGACCCCGGCUGGUGUUGGACGGAGAAACGCCGGAAUAUCCGUCCACGUUUACCAGCCCGGCUCUUUCCGAGAGGGAACGUUCACCUCGUGUAUUUUCUGACCGAACCCAACCCGACAGCGAUGAAGAUGAGCAGACUGCAUCUCGUUUUUCCCUGCGUCGCUUCAGCUCCCCACUGCAAACAGCUCCACUUUACAAACCCAUUCACCCGAGCCGAGCUUCCCUGCCGUCGCUACCCAAACUGGGAACGCUGACCAGAACAUGCAAGGCCAUGCAGAGGCGCUGCACGGUGGCUGGAGAUUACAGAGCGUCCAGUGAACGCAGCAAACUAAUCAGGAUCAAUAACUCACAUUUAAUUCCCCUGGCUCCGCUGAGCUACGGCUCCAGCGCUUCCCGCAACAAACCUUUCCUCCAUUUCACUGCGGCCUUUUCUCCGGACCAACAAACACUGACAGUCACCGUGUUAAACCUCACUGGGGGACCUCAGAGACUGGAGGACGUGACUGUCCUCGGCAGUCUGCCACCUUUGCGCACCUGUCCGACUCGGAGCAGCUUCAGCCCCGAGUCCAACAGCCUGGUGCUGAUUCUGAAGGUGAGCUCUCUGGACGAGCUCAAAACCUGUGAACUGCGACUAAAUCUGAUGGUUACUGAAGCCGUCGCUUUAGGAGGCGUGGUGGUGAGAUGUGGAGAAAGAGACUGGAGAUCAGAGAAUCCGCUGCACUUUAUGAAAGAACUCAUUAAUGUUGAAAAUGUACCUGUGAGCGUGCUUUAACUUUGACGCACUGCAAAAACACAACAUCUUACCAAGUAUUUUUGGUUUAGUUCCUAGUGCAAAUAUUGAAAUAAAACAAAACUAACUUAUACGUUUAAAAAGGUUCUUAUUAUCACUUAAAAUGUCUUGUUCCAUUUGCAGAUUAUUUCACUUAUAACAAGUUCCUUUUUUUUUUUUUUUUUUUUUUUUUUUUACAAAAUAUAUAUGAGUGUCCUAACAGUAUGAAGCAGAUAAUCUGUGAAAAGAAUCAAGCUCCUCCACCUUCUUCCAGAGCUACUUUUGCCAUCUCAAGAGAUGCACAGCUCCCGGUCAAAAAUGACCAAUCAGAGACAGGAGGAGGGUCUUGGCGCUGUCAAUCAUCUCGUGCUAAUGGCGGAGAAACAACUUAAUGUUCCAGGUAAACCAUCUAUCCGGUGCCAUCGGUGGCUAUGCUAACUAGUCUUAGCAUUGUUAGUAGACGAGGGUGAUUGACAGCGCUAAAGCCCUCCUCCUGGCUCUGAUUGGCUGUUUCUGAUGGAACAGUGUAUUUCCAGAUUACAGCAGGUCCAUAAGGAGAAAGCAGAGUGCUCAAUUCUUUUCAAAGGUUAUUUUUUCAUAUUAUGCUGUCACAACAUAGUAGUACUUUUAACAAAUGUGUAAAAAAAAAAAAAAAAAUUUUUAUAGAAGCUACACUGCUGCUUAGAGAAAUGGACUUAAAACAAGCUAUUACAUGUUUCUCAAAAGCUACUUGGAAAUAUUUUUUUGUUUUAUUUCAAAUAUAUCAAAAUAUAUUUGUACUAUACUGAUACUAUAUCCAGACCAAAAUACCUAAGAUUUUGUGUUUUUGCAGUGUUACAUGGAAUAGAGUUGCACUGAUAAACAGUGUGAUAACAAUACAAAUUGCUACAAAUGUAUAUUGGUAGGAACAGAUUGAACAGUUAGGAAUUGCCACCAUUGUACUGUCCUAUGAAUAAUAAAUGUAAAUCUCCUUCAAAAGACUGUACAUGUACAGAGACCAAUGAAGACUCACUCACUUCAGCAUGCAAAAUGCUUGGAGUCGCCUCAACUGCUUGAACUAGUUUCUAGUAAAUUCAGCUGGCAUCUAUGAUGGACUGAGCAGUAAACGGACAGUCAGGUACAGAUUGAAGUCUGAAAAAGUUGCUUUUUUUAUUUAACCCAAAACACAAACUUGGGUAAAUAUAGAAAAUGACAAAAUUGAGCCCAUAAUAGAGGUCAAGUCACCGAACUCUACUCAAACUGACAAGAACACUAACUCAAACAAACAAACCUACCUAAAUGAGACAAAGGGGAAACUUAAAUACUGGCUGGCCGACCCACAAACACAACAAGGGGAGAACAGGCAAAAACCUAACUGAAGCAAAGAUAAGGAAAUCCCACUUACCCUCCCUCCUCCUGUCCCGGACCCGCUCUAUUAGAACCACGUUCCCCAGUGCUGACAACCACGACAUGAUCAGACAUCAGCACCAGCAGCUAAACCAGCAUAGAGUUCCUUUAUACAGAAAAAAAAGUGCACUUAGAAAUAUAAAUCCUUUAACUGCAUGUGGGAAUAACUUACUUUUGAUUUUUAUGGGCAGAAGUAAAGUAAUUCCCAAUGUUUGUGUUUCAUGUUCAGGGGAUUAGGUAAAGUCUUGCAGAAGCUAAAUGCAACAGGAGAUCAUCCCUUUCUGUAAUGCCAUUGUGGUUUAAUCCUUCACCAUUUUCAAUCCCUAGGAAACUGUCCAGCCUAGAACAAAAUCUGAUCGAGAUAAUCUUUGUGAGGCUGCAUAAGCAACAUCUUUACUGCAGAGAAGUCCAGCCUCCAUACAGAACAAUUGGAUUUUAUAGACAUUUGUGUUGUACAAUAUGGUGAAGUUUAUAUACAUCCAUCAUGUGCAUGAAAGAAAGACAAGACCUUAGUAUACAGGUUUACGUUACUUUGAUAUUUUCUUUACAUGGAGAAAAUUAUAUAAAGACUCAAAAUAUGCACAAAACAUCAUCAAUAAGUCAUCAAUAAGGUUCUGCUACGGGUUUGUUUGAUCAAUUUUCUUAUUAGAAAUGUUGGACUGAAUUUAAAUUGGUUGGUUUUCUGCCACAGUUAGCAUGGUAUUUAAAUUUCCAUUUCAGAACCUCAGUGAUGGUUUUCCAGAACCAUUUAUGGUGAACAUUUGGGAUGAUUGUCCAGGUUUCAACCAUCUGAGCCGUUUUCUCACCGUCAAAGGAAGGGAAAAUGGGUAAAAAGUUCAAGAAUGAUCUUGUUUCUUGUUGAUAUCUUUUUUCUUUAUUUUACUCCUUUAACAUUGAAUGUGUGUAGGUCAUGUGUUGAUGUUCUUAUAAGCCUCUUAGCUCAAACUACUCUAACAUGCAUGUUGAUGUUUUAUGGGCUUCCGGAUAUAUAAAAUGAAGUAUCUAUCUAAUCUACUUGAAGAGAAAAAAACAAAACUCAUAUCUUUUGAUGGCCAGGCCAGUUUACCAUCAACAGGAAUUGAAAGCUUUCUCCAAGCCUGACACCUGGAAGCAUGACUAAAAUUUGCAGGCAGCGCUACAACGUAAUAGUUUAGAUCAAAGCCUGUUGUAAGAAUGACCCAGUCAAAGUUCAGACCUAAAUCAAUUUGGGAAUUUGUGGCACGACUUGAAAAUGU